GUGAAUGGCAACGAGGCAGAUUCGACGACGAUCAAGGAUUCUUGUCUGAUUGAUGCGAAGUUUUGCGAUGUGUACAAGGGGUUACGAGUGGUGAGCCAACGAAGGCGCUGAGUGGACCGGAUGGAAAGACCUGUGCUACAAGUGGGAUUAAGACGAGUGAUUGUUAGGUGUGCGUGCUGAUGGGUGAAAGGUAUUGUUGUGAGAGCGCAGCUGAAGGGCAGAGGUGCUGCAGCACUGAGACUGCACUGUUCACUCUACGAGCUGCCAGGCUAGGCCUAAGUUCUAUGGAGGCAUCGUCUACGAUCAACCAUGCGACGACGGGCACACCAGGGUAGACUUUGGUAGUACAGCGCAGGAGAGUGAUAAUAGCGUGACAAAGAUCGGUACGGGUGUGGACGGUGGUUUGGAUGGGCUUUUGUUGAUUGCGGCCAGGGUUAACUUUGUCUUGUGGUAGCUGAGGUUGGUCAAGGAAGUCGCCAGUGUUCCAGAUGUGGGAUCUGUCGAGAAGUACAGGCACACUGACCUCGUCGAAGUUGACAAUGCGCAGCGCCAGGAGCUGGCCACUGGAGGACGUGAAGGGUAAGGGACAAGAGACGGUUGCUGAAUUGCCAGGGAAUUAGGAGCUCAGGGCUGCUUGAACGAGAGCUUCUAUUUCUGAUAUGAAGCUCUCCAUUACAUCUCUAAAGUUGAUCAUGUUCGUCGUGUCGAAGUUUGUCAAUGGGGACAGUUG
Molecule: messenger RNA, 730 nt
Organism: Macroventuria anomochaeta
Lineage: Eukaryota; Fungi; Ascomycota; Dothideomycetes; Pleosporales; Didymellaceae
Exons: 1
Coding region: 180-335 (51 amino acids)
Source: RefSeq, a predicted model, not a curated record